AUGUCUCGACAAGUGACACGGGAGAAUCCUCCCGAGGGUGCCAACAGCCCCGAACUCGCACAACACCAGACCCUCAACCUCCAGCUCCUCCGGACGGAGACCCGACAGACGCUGGCUGAACGUGGCAUUUCACAGUCACCUCCUCCCUUGGACCCCAACUACCCCGAACUCGGCCGGCCCGCAGAGCCCAUCUUCCCCGAAGAAUACACGCUCGAGACAGAGACCGGUCUCGUGCCGGAACGCACCCUCGAAGAGAUCCGGAGCAGAGUCUCGACGGUGCCUUCCCGGAGACGGACCCGUGCCAGCACCCCCUCAGAACCGGACCUCGAGAAGGAAGGGGUGGAAGAACCGGUCGAGUUCGUGACCUUCAAGCUCAACGACCCCGAAAACCCGCACAACUGGUCGCGGCUUUUUCGGUGGUACAUCACGCUCGCCGCGUCGUCUCUGGUCGUCUGCGUCGCGUUCGGCUCGUCGGUGGUUACGGGCGGCCUGGGCCUCAUUGAGGACAAGUACAACGUCUCGCUCGAAGUCGCCAUCCUGACCUGUUCCAUCAUGGUCUGCGGGUUCGCCGUGGGCCCUCUGCUCUGGAGUCCGCUGUCCGAGAUCAUCGGCCGUCGACCCGUCUACGUCAUCUCGCUGUUCCUGUACACCAUCUUCAACAUCCCCUGCGCGCUGUCCCCCAACAUCGGCGGGCUGCUGGUCUCGCGGUUCUUGUGCGGUGUCUUCUCCAGCUCCGGCCUGUCCCUGGCCGGCGGCACCAUCGCCGAUAUCUGGAACAUUGAAGAACGUGGCAUGGCCAUCGCUUACUUCGCCGCAGCACCGUACGCGGGCCCCGUCAUCGGCCCCAUCGUGGCCGGCUGGAUCAACGUGGGCACGGGCCGGCUCAACCUGUUCUUCUGGGUCAACCUGGGCUACGCCGGCUUCAUGAUGGUGGUGAUGGGCCUGAUCCCGGAGACGUACGCGCCCGUGAUCCUCAAGCGGCGCGCGGCGCGGCUACGGAAAGAGACGGGUGACCCGAACAUCAUCACCGAGCAGGAGAAGACCAAACUGACGCUGGCCGAGGUGGUCAAGACGUCGCUGGUGCGGCCCAUCAACAUGAUCCUGACCGAGCCUGUGCUGGACCUGAUGUGUAUGUACAUCGUGCUGAUCUACGCCAUGCUGUACGCCUUCUUCUUCGCCUACCCGGUCAUCUUCGGCGAGCUGUACGGCUACAACGACGGCCAGAUCGGCCUGAUGUUCAUCCCCAUCAUCAUCGGCGCCGCCUUCGCCCUGGUCGCCACCCCGCAGUUCGAGAAGCAGUUCAAGCGCGUUUGUGCCCAGCGCGACCCCACCGCCGAGGACCGCCUGAUGGGUGCCAUGUUCGGCGCCCCCUUCAUCCCCAUCUCGCUGUUCAUCCUGGGCGCCACCUCCUACCACGGCAUCAUCUGGGUCGGCCCGGCCUCCAGCGGCAUCGCCUUCGGCUUCGGCAUGGUGUUGUGCUACUACUCGGUCAACAACUACAUUAUCGACUCGUACCAAAAGUACGCUGCCAGCGCCCUGGCCGCUAAAGUCUUCCUGCGGAGCGGCGGCGGCGCGGCCUUCCCCCUGUUCACCACCCAGAUGUACCACCGCCUGGGCCUGCACUGGGCCAGCUGGCUGCUCGCCUUCAUCGGCGUCGGCAUGGUCCUGAUCCCCUUCUCCUUCUACUUCUUGGGCGCCAAGAUCCGCGCCAAGUUCAACAAGGGUGCUUGA
Molecule: messenger RNA, 1731 nt
Organism: Fonsecaea erecta
Lineage: Eukaryota; Fungi; Ascomycota; Eurotiomycetes; Chaetothyriales; Herpotrichiellaceae
Exons: 1
Coding region: 1-1731 (576 amino acids)
Biological process (GO): spermine transport; transmembrane transport
Cellular component (GO): fungal-type vacuole membrane
Molecular function (GO): spermine transmembrane transporter activity
Source: RefSeq, a predicted model, not a curated record